Neoarius graeffei (lesser salmon catfish) is the source of this 3143-nucleotide messenger RNA. RefSeq lists its product as uncharacterized. The record is from RefSeq and is a predicted model, not a curated record. Lineage: Eukaryota; Metazoa; Chordata; Actinopteri; Siluriformes; Ariidae. Bases 756 to 2819 code for a protein of 687 amino acids. The transcript has 6 exons.
UUAAAUCAUUACAUGAUUUACUACUACCCCAUACAGGUCCAGCUAUUUUAAGAGUAAGGGUAGACAAGUAAUCAGUAGAAAUUACAUUAAAUUAAAUUACAUGGCGUAAUACAUUUAUUGUAGUAUAGUAUAGUUGUUUUGAAGAUGACUACAGCUAACAGCCUAUGUUCACUUUCUUUCAGAAAAUGCAUGCGUAUCCAGUUUUCCGUCGGCAGUCAGCCACAUCAGCCCGGCUCCUCAUGGCACCCACAAGCGAGGCCAACCGCGUGGAAAACAAAGUGUCUGCAAGGGCCCAACCCAAAGAGGAGGUACUGAAGGAGGCAUCCAACUUUGUCAGGAGCAAUGGGGGAGAUCCAUCUGACCAGUUUUUGGUGUUGGCUCACUGUCUGCUACAGUUUGGUAAAUACCAGGGUCAGAGAUUCAUUUGGCUUCUGGAGAACUCGCUUGGCUACGCAUUAGCCUUGCUGCAUAGCAUUUCCAAUGAAACAGCACUCCCAAACCCUCUGUCAGAAAAUAAGCAACUGUUUCUUCAGUACACAUCGCACAUUAAAGAGUUGCCUGGAGAAGUGGAGAAAUACGCCAAGAAGAAAGAGCUUCAGGCUCAAGCGUAGGCAACAGGAGACACGGGCUGUUUGUUGUUGGAGUUUGGAGACUUUGAGGGCUGCUCUCUGAAAGAGGUGUACGAGGACCAGAGCCACGGGGCCCAGAAACUCGUCAGGUACGUGCUACAGUCAAAUGCACGGCCCAACACCAACAUGGCCCUUUUCAAGGCAUAUAUUUUGAAAAGACGGUCAGCUGAGGGUACCAGUACCAGGGAGCAUCAGCCAUCUCCAGCCUCCAGUGCCAGCGCCUCUUCUCCUGCCCCGUCACCUACCACCAUCCAAACGGGUCCACGGACGCCUGCCUCUGUAAAAGCUCUGCUGGCACGUGGCAAACACUUGCCUCCCUCACAGCUGGCCAAAAAACUUGUGUCACCUGUGAAACCCUCUCCAGUACCGCAAUUGUCUGGCUCCAGCACUGCACAUCGGCGCCCAGAACCCAUUCCCCAACAGUUGCGCUUCCUCUGUGGCCCUUCUGAGGCCGACGAUGAGGAACUUGUGCGUGCCACACAAGAGUGUGAGACACAGCUGCAAAUAGCAGCCACCAUGCCUCCUCCAACAGCCGUCAUGCCUCCUCCAACAGCCGCCAUGCCUCCUCCAGUAGAAGUUGCUCAGCCACAGCCACCGGUGGAUCUCCCCUCUCACUGGAAGGACCAUCUUCCUCCCUUCCAACAGGAGUGGAUUCGCCACACACUGUUCAAGGCGAACCCAAAGACUGGGAAACCGGAGCUGGUGACCCAGCUGAAGCUGUGGUGGCAUCCUCCUCAGCCCACCCUCAUUCACACCCAGCCACCGGUGUCACCUAAUCAAUUCUUCUGUCGCCCCCUGUUCCUGUGGAUGCCUCACAAGAUGUGGAGGUACCCACUAGUCUGCGUGCGUCCAUCAUGCCAAAAGUACAGCCUUACAGCAGCCGGACUGUAUAGGACCGUGCACAAGGUCCUGGACAUAGACGGGUGGUAUGACCUUGCAACUGAGUACCUGGAGUGCAAGCGGUGCUCCAAGAAAUAUCCUGCGUGGUCUGAGGAUAUCUUGGCCCAGCUGGAUGUUGGCCACCGCAGCCAGUUCCCAGCUCUGCUAACUUACAGGUACUCAUGUGACAACCGGGUGAUAAGGAUGAUGAGGGAGAGGACACUGGGCAACAGUGUUACCCAGCUGUACAAGAAGCUGAACGAGCAGCACAGUGAGGCGUGGAUGCAGCGCUUCCUGCAGUACCUGACAGCUUGCGAGCCGUUUACAAGGUCUGCAAUCAUCUGCCCAGUAUUUGCAGAUCCCCCAGCCUUACCUGCCAUCCCAAAACCGAAGUGGCUGUUGGCCGUGUUUGCCAGAGAUGUCCUUGGGAGGCUGAAUGAAGUGAAGGCCAAAAUUACAAACACCUUUGGCUCUGUCCUCAAGAUGGACUCCACGAAAAAGAUCACCAAAAAGCUGUCUGGUGCCGCUGCAGGUACAGCUGCUUGGUGUACAAACGUGGGAAAUGAGUACGGCCAAGUACUCACUUCAGUCCUGACGGCCUCCGAGGGACAUGCUCUGGAUGGGAUGGCAACAGGCCUAAUGAAGCGGUACAGGGAGGCAGGUGUAGCUCCACCCGACAUUAUGUACGUGGACAGAGACUGCUGCAGUGGGGCAGUGAACAGGAUGUUUGCCGACUGGGAUGAGCUCCAAGUGCGCCUUGACGUGUGGCAUUUCAUGCGCCGCUUUGCCGCAGGUGUCAACACAGAGGCUCAUCCCCUGUAUGGCAUUUUUAUGAUGCGCCUGUCCAAGUGCAUCUUUGAGUGGGAUCCCGAGGAUGUGUCUGCUCUUCGUGAAGCUAAGAAGAGCGAGCUGGCGGCGAAGGGCAUCCUGGACAUCACAGAGGAGGCUCUCAAUGCCCGGAUAUCUCGGAGGGAGUUGGCGCUGCACUGUCGGAGGAGGACCAGGGGCGUGGAGGAGACCUCCAGACUGCUUGAAGCAUUGAUCAGUCUGUUUGACAGCCCAGCUGGGAAGGACACUCUGGGUGUUCCUCUGCUCGACCACGAACGGAUCCAGGGAAUAUGGAAGGAUCAGAAGAAGCACGUGGCCUGCAUCCAGGACCCAGACUUCCCCCUCUACAUUAAAACGGGCACCCUGAAGAAAGGCGACGUGGUGCUCAACUGCUACAGGUGUGCCCGUGGCUCCACCUCCCUGGAGUCUUUCCAUCUUCACCUGACUAGGUUUAUCCCAGGUGUGCAAGAUGUAGCCGAUUAGGCUGACGAGGGACGCGUGGGUCCACCUGAUGCUCCUUCAAAAUGACCUGGCUCUUUUUUCUACGUAGGAGAGAGCAGCGAGGGCAAGACGACGUCCUUCUCAGUGCCUCCCGUUCAAUCUUGAGCGGCGUGCCUCUUUGAAGGACUUUAAAGUUCAUAUUCUGGCUUUUGUUUUGUUUCACUCUUUGGUUGAAUUUGUAGCGCUGGCUUUGAAAAGUAAAAUAAGUGAACUGGCUCCAUGCCUCCUCUACAUUAUUUCUCACUUGUGAUGUGAGCGUAACACUCCUUUUGUAAUGUAUGUCUGGUUGUAAUGGAAAUUGUGUUA